GAUCAAAUUCUACUUCGUCUCAAUCAUCUAAUUAUGGUCCUUUAGAUAAUUUUGUUACCAGACCUUUAUCUAAAGCAGAUAAUGAAGUUUUUCAUAAACUUAUAUUAAAAGCCACUAUUUCUUGUGGUUUUCCAUUAUCUUGGGUGAAUAAUCAAGAAACAACAGAAUUAUUUAAAUUUCUCAACCCACAUAUCAAACUACCAGAUAGAAAAACCCUUUCCACUAAACUAUUGAAUGAUGCAGUUAAAGAAUAUGAUAAUGUCAUGUUAGAAAAAUUAAGAUUAGAUCAAAUAGGUGUCACACUUAUGUUUGAUGGAUGGACGAAUGUUAGGCAACAAGAAUUAAUGGGAUGCGUUCUUUUGAUGUCAGAUGGAGAACCAUGUGUAUGGCAAGCUAUGGAUAUCAGUAGUGAACGUGAUACAAUGUUUGAAGUUAUGACUAAAACUGAAGAAUUAAUUUCCAAAUUAAUAGAUAUGAAAAUAACAUUGUUAUCAAUAGUAACUGAUAGUGCACCUUCCUAUAAUGCAUCAAGGCAAUUCAAAAAUACAUCAGGCAAUGCCUUAAAAGUGUCAGCCUAUUUUAAAGAUGCUAGACAUAAAUAUUUCAUUGGCCAACUUCGUGAUAUUCAAAGAGAACUUUAUAGCAAAUAUAUUCAACUUGCACUUCCAUGUAAUACCAGGUGGAACAGUCAACAUAAUUGCUUUAAAAGUUUAAUUGCUACUAAAAAUGCUUUACGUUCUUUGGCAAUAAAAUUUGAUCCUUCUUCAUCAACAAAUACAUUGAAAAUUUCACAUGAAAUGUAUUGUAUUAUAAUGAAUGAAUCUUUUUGGGACGAACUUUUAAAAUUGGAUCAAAUUUUGAUUCCUUAUUGCAAUAUUUUGAAUAAACUACAAAGUGACAAGGCAAGAUUAUAUGAAGUUUUACAUUGUUAUGCAUAUUUGUAUCAAUUUUGGAAAAGUUAUUCUGAUGAACUCUUGGCCAGUAGAAUAUUAUCAAGAUUGGAAAAUAGAUGGAGUUUAUGGGAACAACCUCUUCUCAUUCUUUCUUGGCUUCUUCAUCCUGUUUACAAAUCAAACUAUUUCACUUCUGCUUCUAUAUCAAAAAUAAGUUAUUUACACAUGGGGAAGUGGCUUGUUUAUUAUUAUAAAGCAUGGACUGGAAAAGAACCUAAAACUAUUCUUAAUGAAUUUUAUGAUUUUUCACAAGGAAGAAAAUAUCCUUUUGAUAAUGCCUCCAUUGAUCAGUUUGAAAAUAAUAUUCACAAAUAUUGGUGCUGGGUUCAGGAUGCCUAUCCAGAAAUUGGAAUUGUUGCAGCACAUAUUUUUGGUAUUUGUAUUAAUGCAGCUUCAGUAGAACGACUGUGGAGUAGUAUGGGAUUUUUUCAUUCAAAAAAUCAAAAUAGAUUGGAGUUCACUAGAGUCUUAGAAAUGGCAAAAUUGAAGGCUGGCAUUACAUAUAAUCGACUUCUUCAACAAGAACUUUCUUUAUCAAAUAAAGAAAUAAAUUUAGAAGAACAGAAUAGCAUUGAAAGAGAAAUGAUAUUGGAAGCCGAAUCUUCAAAUGUAAAUACUAACUUAAAUGAAGAAAGUUAUUUGGGUGAACAAAAUGAUGAACAGGAUAAUAAUAGUUUAGAAGCAGAUGUAAUUGCACAGUUUAAUAAUAAUUUGGGUGAGUGGAUAGAAAUUCUUCAAGAAGAAGAAAAUGAAUCUCUAAAUGAGCUUAUAAACAUUGAAGAUGAUGAAUUUUAUAACUUGGAUGUUCAAAGUAUUGAUCAUCCAGCAACAAGCUCCGAUGGGAAAUGGAAAUUGGAAGUUAUAUUAAAAAACGAUAUACAUUGUCCUUUUUAA
Messenger RNA from Entrophospora candida, 1847 nucleotides. Lineage: Eukaryota; Fungi; Glomeromycota; Glomeromycetes; Entrophosporales; Entrophosporaceae. The record is from the annotation of a GenBank genome assembly.